AUGGGGAGGGACCAGUCCUCACGGUCAUACGACUUCAGGAGCUCCUUCCGGCUGACUACCGUGCCCCCUCUGUUUUCUGGAUGCAUCCGUACCUUCUGUCCCCACAGGAGGUUCCGGCCUCGUGCCCAGGCAGCCCCAUGGGAACCUCUGGCCCAGCAGGAGGAUGAGCUCAGCCUGCGCGUCUGUGCUCCAGAUGCCCCGUCCCAGGCCUCUCUGAUCCCUGCCCGGAGCACACAUUCCACGACGCCAAGGAAACUCAGAAACGUGCUGGCCCAGAAUGACUGCCCGGCUCUCGCGAGGUCCCGGCAGAGACGGAGAAGCAAGACAGCCUCGGUGGCCAAGUGCCAGCUGGGUACCGCACUGCUGGCCUCCACGUAG
Molecule: messenger RNA, 378 nt
Organism: Rangifer tarandus platyrhynchus (Svalbard reindeer)
Lineage: Eukaryota; Metazoa; Chordata; Mammalia; Artiodactyla; Cervidae
Source: the annotation of a GenBank genome assembly